Messenger RNA from Leptosia nina, 870 nucleotides. The record is from the annotation of a GenBank genome assembly. NCBI's taxonomy places the organism in Eukaryota, Metazoa, Arthropoda, Insecta, Lepidoptera, Pieridae.
AUGGGGAGCACGGAAGCGCUCUUUGAUUCGCUGAUAAAAGAUUUUACUCUCAAUGUGAAUACAUCCAGAAAGGAGCCGAGGUUCUUAUUCGUGCGGGAGAGAAUCGUCGUGCUAAGAUUAAUUAGACUGCGACACGAGAAUCCUCGGCGUGGCGAUGCGCCGCCAGCGCCGCAGUCCUUGCCGCACAUGUUAUUAUGUAAAGCUGAAACAUCAGAAUGUAGGUCAGAACGAAGAUUUAAGACACUCACCGCGCUGAAGCGUGAGACAAGCGGACAGGCGUCAGCCCCCAUUUCUCGACCAACUCUAUGCGAGCAAUGGUGGCUGUUCAAUGGCAAUGUGUCAUCGGUUCGGAGCGCGUGCGAUCGUGCGGGAAGCGGCCAGCCCCGCGGCCGCUGCCUCCUCACUCUUGCGCCAUGGCGACGCUCUGCGCUGCCGCGACGCCCGCUCGCCGCCGGCCGCUUCGCAUGCUCGGCUCAGCCGCGACGCGGCGGGCGCAUCGCACCGUCGGGCCCACGCCUAGCGGCGGCUGUCGUCUCUCGCGGGCUCGCAAAGGACGUGGGCGCGCGGCUCGCGUUACGUAACGGGGCGCUCGCGGUGGCGCCUCACCGAAUGCAGCGACUCAUGGUCGGCGGGACGAGCCGCGUGUUUAGCUGUUCCGGCGGAGGAGCGCUACGUUCGCCCGUCGACGGCGGACUGGAGCGGUCGACGGUCGGCGGCCGCGCUUGCGUCCCGCGCCGCUCCUCCCGCCCGCGUAUCGACACCGCGUGCCAACCACUGCACCGCGGUACGUUGCGACCCCCCACUCCACCUCUUCGCACAGGUUUCGCGCGCCGCCCUCUACCUUUGCCGCACGCAGUGCUGCCAACUUAG